AUGCAAUUAAAGGGUUGGUUCGUUGUUAUCACAUCGUUGGUGUCAAUUGUGCGUUCCGAGUUUACAAAUGCAAAUCAUUUAGAGACGAAAACAAGAUCUCGAGCGAUCUUGGAAGUUGCUGAAACUACACUGUUCAAAAAGUUCAUCCUGUGUGAGGAGGUUUCCAAUGGAUUGGCUUGUUUUAAUAGAUAUGGCGCUCAAUUAGUGAAAGAAACAGAAUCCAAGUUUGGCCGUGAUGGUGAUUCUAAACGUGUGUUUGGGUGUAUACAAAAAGUGCUGAAAGCAAAUAGAGUAUCAACGUUUUCAUUAGAAGUGUUAUCAUGCUUUGAUUACCUGACUACUCCAUCAAAUAUCGAUGAGUUCAAAUCAAAUGAAAGUCAACAACAAGAUGAACAGAUAAUCUGGGGGAUUUGGAAUAACAUUCCAAUAUGGAAAAUCAUUGGUUUUAUAGGUCUAGGAAUCUUUUAUUAUUCUCAAACAGAAUCGGAAAGCAUAGAGAAAACAGCUAGUGAUUCCAAAUUAGAAGACAAUAUAGUUCAAUCCACCGUUGCUGAGAAAGAUUCAAACAUCUCGAUACCAUGUGAUUGGAAUAGCGGGAAAGAGACUGGAUCAUCAAUGAUUCAAAAACAUUCUUCUCUUCCUGACGAAAAUUUUGAUGAAAAGGAGAAUUCAAUUGUUGAGAGUUCCGAGAUUAAACCAUGUUUGAUUGCAUUCAAUGGAUCUACAUUUGAUUUGAAUACCCCAGAAGGCAAAUUGAGAUGGAGAUCUCGAUUCCAAAAGCAAAAUUUAAACAUUUCAAAUCCAUCAGUCAACAACCAAAAUUCAACUGCAAACAAUCAAACAAAAUUACAAAAAGUCAAAUUGGAAAUUGAACCAGAAGUUAAACCAGAACAUAAAAAUGAUAAUUUAUUAAAACCUUUAUACAGCAUUGCAUCCAAAAUCAACAUUCCAAGAGAAAUUGACAUUGAGAAGGUAGAUAAACCAAAUAUUGGCAAUACACAGGACCAAUCAGAGACAGAGCCAUCACUGCACACUAACAGGGUAUUAAGAAAGGCAAGGACAGACUUGAAUGUUCAUAAUCCAGAAAAACCGGUUCCAUCGGUUUUAGACCAUCCAAUGAUUGAUAAGAAAGGUAAACCACUUAGACGUAUUUUCAUUCCAGGACGCGGUUGGGUUUCGGCCAAAGCAUUGGAACAAGAAAAGUUGGAAUUGAUUCGCCAAUUUGACUACCAACAAGUGGAACCAUCUGAAACUUUGAGUUAUUAA
Hansenula ciferrii is the source of this 1266-nucleotide messenger RNA. RefSeq lists its product as uncharacterized. The transcript has 2 exons. NCBI's taxonomy places the organism in Eukaryota, Fungi, Ascomycota, Saccharomycetes, Phaffomycetales, Wickerhamomycetaceae. The record is from RefSeq and is a predicted model, not a curated record. The coding region runs from base 1 to 1266 and encodes 421 amino acids.